AUGAAAAACGUAGUUCUGGAUGCUGAGAACGGAUGUCGGUUGUAUGAUGCGAAACAGAUUCGUCUUCAAUGUUCUUAUUCUACUAGUACACAACUUGACCGUUUGCUUCCAUAUCAGAAUAGUUUUCACGGGGCACGGGCAAACAUGAACUAUUCUUCAGCGAGAGUAUUAGGAGGAACGUCCGAUGUUUCAAGGAAUAACGAGCUCUCCGGAAGAUGGGCGUUCGCUGCCCGUAAGCCAACGAAGACAGACUUGUACCAGAUGGCGAAAGACACUGGUCCUGUAUUUACACUUGCGAGAAAGCAUAACAUAUGA
Molecule: messenger RNA, 315 nt
Organism: Paraglomus occultum
Lineage: Eukaryota; Fungi; Glomeromycota; Glomeromycetes; Paraglomerales; Paraglomeraceae
Source: the annotation of a GenBank genome assembly